This is a messenger RNA of Linepithema humile (Argentine ant), 5635 nucleotides long. RefSeq names its product stranded at second (gene sas). NCBI's taxonomy places the organism in Eukaryota, Metazoa, Arthropoda, Insecta, Hymenoptera, Formicidae. Gene Ontology annotation, cellular component: extracellular matrix. The record is from RefSeq and is a predicted model, not a curated record. Gene Ontology annotation, molecular function: integrin binding; heparin binding. Gene Ontology annotation, biological process: signal transduction; cell adhesion.
AAAAAACCGAAUUGACCGAAGAAUACGACGAAAAAGACCGCCGAUAACUUGGCGCACUUUCGGAUGUAAGAAAAGUGUCUCGCCGACACCACCUCUGCCGACAGCGGACGCGAAGCCCGCUCACCUCUGGUAACGCACCUCAUCUUAGAUCCCGGCACUGAUUGUAAGCCGUGCGGUGAGAAAGGGAGAAAGAGAGAGAGGCGACCAGUCAAUUGAUUGCCGUGUACAUGCGCGUUCUCAACCUGUCCUCGAGACUGUGGUUUCGAGAACUGCGAGCCUGUAGAUCCCUUCGAGAGACCUGUACCCCUUCCCGUCUCUCACACACAUACGCAUACACGUAGUGAACCAUUCUCUUUCUCUUCUUGCCAUCCAAGACUUUGAAACUCGUUCCAGUCGGCCACGAGCUACCCGUUGUUCCCGCGCUGUUGGUCUCCUGCGAACGCCAAUUCGUCAAAGAGAAGAGCACAGAUUUGGCUUUCCCUUGUUUGAUUUAUCUUUGACUUUUUUUUCAUCGGCGAAGCGAGUGAGUGCAUGUGAACGCGUGUAUUGGUGCGUAUGUCUAUACAGAAGAAUGCGGUAGGAUGUACACCCGGGAAAGAUGUUUCCUGCUAGGACUCUGCCUUCUAGGCGGGGUCACCUUUUGCCUGACGGCCGUCGACACCGAAGCGCAAAUCACCGCAACACCUGACACCAAUGACAAAGAUAUUCAACGAGUGCAGCUACUUGAAGCAGAAUUGCAGAAUGACACGACGGAAUCGAGAAGCGCGUACACGACGAAAGAAGUCAGCGCGAAGACAACGAACGAAAUUAAGAAAAAGCCCGUGAUGGAUUUUAAAGCUAGAAGCGAUCAAAAGUAUCAGAAACCUAUCGUUAAGGACGAUGACUCGAGGAGACCUGUAAAUCCCGAUGUUCCGAUGACGUCAUCGAUUUCACCCACGACGAUUUCUAUGAGGACGAACCAGUCUUCGGCGACGACGAAAAUCGAGGACGCUACAGAUGUGACAAUUCCGUUUCUUCUUCACGGUGCACCGAUAGCCGCCGUAACGAAGGCGACACCGAUGACCAAUCUUCGAGAUAUGUCGAACAGUACAGUGAAAGUGACAGACAAAACAACGUCAUCGAGAGGCAGAGCUUUGAACAUUUCCGCUCCGGAGCCAACGAAUUCAUUGCACGCUAACAUUACGGACCUCAGUGAUGUCAGCAUGGACGAAGACGAUAAGGAAGUUGAAGGCGGAGAGUACGUCGCACCGCAUAACGAAACUGCCAUAAGUAUUUCUUCAGCGGAAUUUUCGAAGAAAUCAGAAUGCACCUACGAGAAUUACACUUAUUCAAUAGGCGAAAAAAUUGUCCGGGGAUGCGAGGAGAAGUGCGUGUGCUCCGAGAAUGGAAUCACUGACUGUCAGCCAGUAUGCAACGACCGUUUUAUCAAAGCGAGCGAAGAAAUCGACAAGCCGUAUUGUCGGAAGCACGUGACCGAGGAAGAGCCAUGCUGCGCAUUACUUGUUUGCGAGCCGCAUUCCGGUAACAAAAAAACGGACAACGAGACGUGCAUGUUUGGCAACAAGACAGUAGCUAAACAGCGCAUUGAAGAUGGCUGUUCUAGAAUAUGUGUCUGCGAGGACGGUGGUCAUUUGAAGUGCCAGCCUAGAUGUCCACCGAACGAGACUACCACGGCCAAUCAACAUGAUCGCUGCGUGACAUUAGCUAGCCCCAGCGAUCCUUGCUGCAAUAUCACAUAUUGCGACGUCACUCUGGGCGAUCACGAGAUCAAAUCGGAGAACUCCACGGACCUAAAUGUACACUUGAUAGACGUAAAGGUACUGAAUUCGACGGCGGUUAAACUGCAGUUAUCUACGAAGAACCCGGAAGACGUUGUUACAGAGAUCUCACAGAACAGUCAUGUGUGGAGUCAACGGAAAAUCGACAAAGAUGGUGUAAUUUCUAAUUUGGCACCCGCGCACACGUACUACAUUCGCGUGACAGAAGGCAGCAACACCGGGCCGGCCAUACAAGUGAUCCUGCCAGCCGAAGUGAUGAAGACGAACGUAUCGGAGAAAACGCCGGACAAAAACUCUUGCUACUACAAAGGCAAGUCGUACAAGAUUGGCGCAGAGUGGUACGACGAUUGCGUCUUCUACUGCGUCUGCCUAGACAACGGCAGCCACGUUUCGAAUUCGUGCGCCACGAUAGAGUGUCCUACGGACUUCGGACUGGACCUGCUAAAUCCUGACUGUCUCGACUGGGAGACGGUUGACUUUGACCCAAAACCACCGCACUGCUGUCCGCAGGAAGUACAGUGUAGGAACAAUGGCUCCUGUAACUAUAAAGGCGUCAACUACAAUAAUUGGAGCGAGAUACCCGCAAAUAUCACUGGCUGUGAGAACCAUUGUUAUUGUGAGAUGGGCAAUGUGAAGUGUCAACGCGCUUGCUUGCCCGUGCCAGCUCUGCCACCCUCAUAUUUGCCAUGCGCUUCCGAUGAAGCGACAUUGACGCGCAAUCUUAACAGAUCGUGCUGUAUGGAAUGGACUUGCAACCGGUCCUCGUCGCACGGAGUGAACGUGACGACCGCGUACCCCGGCCCCUUGGCCACAAACAUUUUUGAUCGGCAAACGAUCGACAAUAGACUGAAUAACAAGUCGGGAACGCUCAAGCCCAGCCAGGAACCGGAGCAUAGCACUUUCUCCUUACCGGAAGACCCGCGAACUGACAAAACCCAAACAGAUGCCACUGUUCACGGACCGCCUCAUUAUCCUAUGGAUCCAGGAUAUCCCACAGUGCCUUACAGCGGACCCUACAAUCCUGAUUUCAUAUCCAGCCAUCCAACUGUGGAAAACAUAUUUCAUUUGUCUCCUCAUACCGAAAAGCCGACACCGACUCCAAAGGAAAAGUCAAAGUCGAAGUCUGAUUCUAAAAAGCCGGUGGAGCCGGUGAAGCCUUAUAAGGAUGCGAUCGAUCAUUUCCCCGGCCCGUUCUCGCCCGACCGAUUCCCCCAAAAGGCCACCUCGACGCUUCCGCGCCCCGUCAAUGAGAAUCAGCAUAUUUCGAAUUUGUUAAAUACGAAAAAAUCGCAACAGAAAGACCAUCCGACGCAAUUGAGUUCUCAUUCGGAUGCAGAAAAUAUUCCGCCAGCCGAUUUUGACGAACAGCUUAACAAUUUUACUAGUGAAUUUUCUUAUCAAGAUUCGAUUCCUGUCAAACCUGAUGCGAUCAAGCCGAACAUAAUCGUUCCCACGGUUCCAGCGAGGAAACCCACGUCGAAUAACCCUUAUGUCGAUAUGGAGAGACCGAAACCAACUCCGAAUCGGCCGGCGCAAGAUGUGCAAAGUACCGAGCAGGAAAUCUUGUCGGACCAUCUGUAUCAUUUGAUUAAUUUGCAACACCCUGAUAGCCCGAUUCAGCUCGAUCACACCCUUUCUCAGGAUCACCCGAGUUUGUACGAUCAGAUUUCUAGUCAAAAGCAGCCGCCCAAUAAUCGCAUGCCGCCCGGCUACUUCGAAACGCCGUCUUCCGCGUCGAAGAAGACGAAGCCCCACAUCUUCGCGCAGAAGGACGAGAACGGGCAGGUCACUUAUCACAUUCACACGCCCAACAUUCCGCAUUCCCCGCAGCAGAUCGAAGAAUUGUUAGAAUACAUCAACCAGCACCACUCGAAACCCGGACCCUUCCAACACUAUCCCGGACAACCAGCCGUGACUCACAAUAUACCGAGCGGCACGCCACCCCGUUUACCGCCUCACACGGAUUCCCAAAUACCGCAUUCAGGUUUCGCGCACUUGAAUCUCCCAUUUGCAGCACAAGCGUCCAAUCAGUCAGGUCAGGGACAUGACAAUGUAUAUCCAGGCUAUCCCGGGAAUAUUCCUGGAUUCUCAGCCGCACUUCCCACCGACGAAAUUACAAUACAAGAAUUGGAGGCGCUGGACGAACAUACAGUUCGAGUAACAUUUGUUAUACCUCAGGUUUUUGUGGGAUUGCAUGGAAGGAUCGAGCUGCGAUACACCAGCGAUAGAGAAAAUCACAACUUGUCCACGUGGAGAACACAACUAUACAGUCUUCCUAAUGACUUAAUCGAGAGGCCUCAUUUGGAAUUUGAAUUAGACAAUUUGCAGCCGUCAACCGAAUACAAGGUGAAGAUCACGGUGAAGCUGAAGAAUUUGACUAAUAGUCCAACUAGCAAAAUUUACUCUGUGCGUACGUUGGACAAGCUCGUGAACGAGUCAAUUUUGCCGCCGCAAAUACCAGUUGACACCGAGCUUCAAAUAGUGGAGGUCAACUCAACUUGGAUUAACGUAAUGUGGAAGAAAUUUACGGUAUAUGAAUUGGAAUUCAUAGACGGUGUUCAAUUGAGAUAUAAAGAGAAUGAUACGCAUAGUAAAAUUUAUUCAACGACACCGUUAAUUCAUCGCGCUGUAACGAAUUACGUAAUCGAAAAUCUGAAACCAUCGACCACAUAUGAAGUCGGCAUCUACUUCAUACCAUUCCCGGGGCAAGCUACGGAAUUGUGGAGUGAGAAGACGAUUGAGGUAACCACGUCUACGGAGCCAGACCCCUAUUCGUUUGAAGUAAAAGUCGAGAUUAAGACCAUCAAGUCGACAGACGUAGAAGUGUCAUGGAGUGGCGUGCCUUAUCCAGAAGACAAAUACGUAAACAUCUAUCGUGCGAUCUAUCAAAGCGAUACCGGCAAAGAAGAUACCAGUAAAUUCAAGAUUGCCAAGAGAGACUCUCACGCCAAAACAUUAAUUAGUGAUCUCAAGCCUGGCACUCGAUAUCGAUUGUGGCUUGAAAUAUAUUUGACGAAUGGUAGAAUAAAGAAGAGUAAUGUGCAAGAUUUUAUCACUAAACCGGGUACCGUCUUAGCGGCCACUGUCCCUCAACAAGCCGGAAAAUUCACGACGCUGCCUCUCCACGAAGGAGAUUACUACGGUCCCCUGGUGAUAGUGGCUAUUGUGGCUUCCUUGGCGAUAUUAUCGACUCUGAUUCUGUUAAUGAUGCUAAUGAAGAGACGAACGAGUAGUAAGGCCGACAUAUCACCCCGUAAAGCGACGUCAGCGUACGACAAUCCUUCCUACAAGACUUGUGAAGAUGUAGUUAUAAUAUCUAAUGGAAGGAACAAACCUGCAGCAGAACACGAGAUGGCCACCAUUACUUCAAAUGUCAAGGAAACCGUUUGAGGUUUUAUAAUUUAUUAUAUUUAUUUAUACCACACGAUUUCUUCUUCACCUGCGCUGCGUUUUUUAUUAGGAAUCCAUCUGAUAAAAAUUUGUUCAUUUCUAUUAAUUUUUAUAUACAACUAUGUGUGUGUGUAUGUGUGCAUAUGCAUGCAUGCAUACAUACAUAUUUAUAGAUAUGUUUUAAUUGAAUAACUCACAAGCUUUUUAAGCUUAUUUUAAACUUGAACAAAGUGAUAAAACGCAAUAUCAUCAUUAUUAUUAUUAUUAUUAUAGAUAAGAGAUAUAAUCGAUAAGAGAUAUACAUUUCUAUUAAUAUUUUCAGAAUACUCGAAUUGCAAUAUAGAUAAGUAGGGCUUACAAUUAUGUAUAAAUUCUAAAAUUGAGAUUAAUCAUAAUAUAUUGUAUUCAUCCUUGUAUAUAUAUUUUUAUAUGUAUAAUUUUUAUACAAAAUAUACUCUUUAACCUGU